AUGGCUGCCGCCUUGGUGCAGCUGAAAAAUGCACCGGAAGUGUCGAGUCAUUACGUCAUUUACAGGAAACAUUUGAACGUAGAUCAAAGGAGACAUUGCCAAAGGACUUUUGUGCUUUUAUUUAUACAAAUUUUGCUAACCGUCUUCCUUCCCACUUUCCGCCAUUUCAUAUUUUUAUCUACUAAUCUCUCCCUCGAAAAGAUCUUAUUCUCUGUUUAUUUGUUUUUCGUAAUUCUUUUCAAGUUUUUUUCCCCCUAUUCCUUGUGUUUUUUUCAUAGAUGUCGUCUUUGUUGCUUUUUUUGCAACCUCUCCGAUUUCUUAAAAGACCUUCCGAAGCCGUUUUUCCAAAGAUAUCAUUUUAUUUCCAUUAUUCUAUUUCCUCCUUUCUUCUUCUUCUUCUUCUUCUUCUUCUUCUUCUUCUUCUUCUUCUACUUCUUCUUCUUCUUUCGUUCCUUUUCUUCCAUUUCACUAUUUACAUCACUAGAUUCUUUUUCUUUUUCUUUGCCUCUCUUUCUCGUGGUUCCCUGUUUCUCUUUUUCUUUCAUUUCUUUUUUCUUAUCUUCACAUUUCUUUCUUUUACUGUACUACAUUAUCUCUCAACUUCGUCUUUAUUCCUCUUUUUCAUUCAUUUCUUUAUUCUUCUUAUCUUCAUUGCUUUCAACUUAUUCGAUUACUUUUCUUCUUUUCUUUUUACAUUUCUUUAUUUGUACUUGUUUUCUUCCCCCUCCUCUCCUUUUCUUCCUCCUCUUCUUUUUCUUUUUCUUCCUCUUUUUCUUCUUCUUACUCUUCUUCUUCUUCCUCCCCCUCAUCUUCUUCUUUUACUGUUUCUUCUUCUUUUUCUUCUUUUUUCUUUUUCUUAUCCUUCUCUUCUUUCUCUUCUUCCUCCUCUUCUUUUUCUUUUUCUUGUUUUUCUUCUUCAUUGUGAGAUUUCAUAUUAUUUCUUUUCACUGCGUUUUUAUUUUACUUUCUUUCACAUAUCAUCUUUCUCUCUAUUCAUUUCCUUCCUUCCUUCCUUCCUUCCUUCCUUCCUUCCUUCCUUCGUCCAUAUUCCAGUUAAUCGGCUUUUUUUCUCUCUUUUCUUUCCCAUUUGCCCAAAUGACGUCGCCAUUUCUUUUUUUAUUAUUAUUAUUAUUCCUUCUUUCGUUUCUUUUUAUUUUUCUUCAUCUAAUUGUUUCUUUCUUCCUAUUGGCUCGAACAAAAAGUCCCAGCAUGCUUAACGGAAUCGAACUCUCAAAGAAAAGCCUGCUCGACCAAUUUGCUCCUGGUGCUCAUAUACACAAGAAGAUAUUUGCACGUGUGUCGCUACCGCCCAUCUUUCACGGUUUUUUUUUUUCCUUACGUGUCUGUCCGACGAAGCAAGAAUGUGUUUUGUUAAUGUCUGGGCCGGUCCGCGUCUCUCUGACCGCGAACUUAAAUCGUACCCAAUCGCUGGGGUCAAGCGUCGACAGUGAACCUAACGACUCUCUUUCUUCCUUCUUUUGUGUUUAUAAUUUUUUUAUCAAUUUCAUUUUCAUUUAUUCAUUCAUUUUUCUGUCUUUCUUUCACUUACUCAUUUUAAUAAUUAUUCUAUUAUUAAUUUUCCACAAUCUUUCUUUCUUUCUUUUUUCUUUCUUAUUUCUUUCUUAUUUCUUUCUUUCUUUCUUUCUUUCUUUCUUCUUUCUUUCUUUCUUAUUUCUUUCUUUCUUUCUUUCUUUCUUUCUUAUUUCUUUCUUAUUUCUUUCUUUCUUCUUUCUUUCUUUCUUUCUUUUUUAUUUCUUCUUUCUUUCUUUCUUAUUUCUUUCUUAUUUCUUUCUUUCUUCUUUCUUUCUUCUUUCUUUCUUAUUUCUUUCUUUCUUCUUUCUUUCUUCUUUCUUUCUUUCUUUCUUUCUUAUUUCUUUCUUUCUUUCUUUCUUUCUUAUUUCUUUCUUAUUUCUUUCUUUCUUCUUUCUUUCUUUCUUUCUUUCUUUCUUAUUUCUUUCUUCUUUCUUUCUUUCUUUCUUUCUUAUUUCUUUCUUUCAAAACAUCUCUCAUUUCAGUUUCUUUCUUCUUUCUCAAAAUAUUUUCUUUCUUUUGAUCUUUCUUUCAAAAUAUUUUUCAUUUUCAUUUUCUUUUUCUUACUCACAUAUUUUCUUUUUCUUUCUUUCUUUCUUUCUUUCUUUCUUUCUUUCUUUCUUUCUUUCUUUCUUACAAAUCAUGUCUCUUUUCCACUUUCUUUUUUCCUUCUCCCCACAUCUUAUACCUUUCUUCCGUCCUUUCUCUGUCUUCCUUUAG
Molecule: messenger RNA, 2250 nt
Organism: Acanthosepion pharaonis
Lineage: Eukaryota; Metazoa; Mollusca; Cephalopoda; Sepiida; Sepiidae
Source: the annotation of a GenBank genome assembly